GAAUAUUUCUUCUUGGCUGUCAUGGUUUAUGGUCAUUAUUUGGCCAUCUGUCACCCCUUGCACUAUAAUAUCAUCAUGUCUAAAACUCUGUCUGCACAAAUGGCAUUUGGCUCUUGGGUAUGUGGUUUCCUAAUUAUUUCUUUUCCUGCCUUCCUUAUUAUCCAGCUCUUCUUCUGUGACUCCAGGGUAAUCAACCAUUUCUUUUGUGACAUUGAGCCUUGGAUAGUACUCCCUUGCACAAGCACUUACACAGUGGAAAUUGUAUGGUUUAUUGCCAUCAUGGGAUCCUACAUGAUUACCUUGAUCUCCAAUAUUUAUAUUAUUGCUACAAUAUUAAGGAUUGCAUCAGUUCAAGGAUGUAAACGAGCUUUCUCCACUUGCUCUUCCCACCUCACAGUGGUGAUUAUAUGGUAUGAUGCUACUGUUUUCCUGCAUGUCAUACCCUCCAAAAAGCAAGCCCAAGAAUUGAACAAAAUAAUCACUGUAUUGAAUGUCAGCCCCUUGUUAAACCCUUUCAUUUAUACAUUCAGAAAUACAGAAGUGCAAGAAGCUUUUAGGACUGUAUUUAGAGCCUCAGCUGUAAAUCUAAAUAGAAGGCACAAUGAGGGUAAUAAGUUAACCUCACAGAAUCCAUAA
Candoia aspera is the source of this 636-nucleotide messenger RNA. RefSeq names its product olfactory receptor 6F1-like. Gene Ontology annotation, biological process: G protein-coupled receptor signaling pathway. Gene Ontology annotation, molecular function: olfactory receptor activity. Gene Ontology annotation, cellular component: membrane. NCBI's taxonomy places the organism in Eukaryota, Metazoa, Chordata, Lepidosauria, Squamata, Candoiidae. The coding region runs from base 22 to 636 and encodes 204 amino acids. The record is from RefSeq and is a predicted model, not a curated record. The transcript has a single exon.